AUGAGCGCCAUCCUCUCCGCAGACGAUCUCAACGACUUCAUUUCACCUGGCGUCGCCUGCAUUAAACCGGUCGAGACACUCCCGAGACAGGAGGACGAUGGCAAUCCUUACGAAGUGACCACCGAGGAUAAGGUCCAGACCAAGAACCCGGCGCCUGCCUCGAUCUCCCUCACCGAUUGUCUCGCUUGCUCUGGUUGUGUUACGUCUGCAGAGGCCGUUCUCGUUUCGUUACAAUCUCAUACUGAAGUCCUGAAUACGCUCGAUUCCUAUCCCUCGCUAGAUGUACAACAUCUUAUCGACAGGCAAAACGGGCUUGCAAAUGGUCACACAUCUCCGCCUUCGAAUGCGAAAAUCUUCGUUGCCAGCGUGAGCCCGCAGGUUCGGGCUAGUCUCGCUGCGACAUAUGGUAUCUCCGAACGAAGAGCCGGAUUCAUGAUUGAACAGUUUCUUAGCGGAUCACAGGGCUUGCGGAUAGGUGGCCAGCACAAUAGCCGAUUUACAUAUGUGGUGGACACUAACCAAGCCCGGAAAGCGUGCCUGGUAUUAGGAGCUGAAGAGGUGGCAGACUCAAUCACAGCAGGGUCGAAACCCAAGCCGAUCCUGACUUCAGCUUGUCCGGGUUGGAUUUGUUAUGCGGAGAAGACACAUCCUUAUAUCCUUCCGCAUCUCUCAGCACUGAAAUCUCCACAGGCGUUGUCUGGAACACUGCUCAAGUCGGUUCUGAGCAAGACGCUGGACAUCCAUCCUUCACAGAUAUGGCAUUUGGCAAUAAUGCCCUGCUUUGACAAGAAACUCGAGGCCAGCAGAGAAGAGCUAACGGAUCGGUGGUGGCGAUAUUCUGAGUCUUCAGACCCAUCCGCUCCUCCUAUACGAGACGUUGAUUGUGUGAUCACCUCCCGCGAGCUCCUAUCCCUUGCCUCAGCUCGCGGUAUUCAACUCUCCAGUCUUCCACGCCGACCGCUCUCAUCCGCCGAACGCACUCCGUUCCCAGAUCCACAUAUUUCUCGCUUCCUCUUCCCAAAACAACGGCCACGGGUCCAACAAGAGCAAAGUGUGGCAGCCGGCUCUUCAGGCGGUUACCUUUAUCAUAUCCUCCUAACCGAACAAUCGCGCCAUCCAGGCUCCACUAUUUCCGUCCAGCGUGGUCGUAACGCUGAUGUGGUGGAAUAUUCGCUUGUUGCCUCCUCAGGCCAAGUUCUUAUGAAGUCCGCAAGAUAUUACGGUUUCCGUAACAUUCAGAAUCUCGUGCGGAAACUGAAACCUGCGAGGCAGAGCAAAUUACCUGGCGCUGCGAGACGUAUGAAUCCAGCGGGUGGAAGCGGAAGCAUCAGUGACUACGCUUAUGUAGAAGUCAUGGCUUGUCCUGGGGGGUGUACGAACGGAGGCGGACAAAUCAAGGUUGACGACGUGAUGGAGACGUUGCCCCAGACACGGAGCGAAGAUGUGGUCAAUGUUGUCAGUGGCCCGCAGAGUCAGAAGGAGUGGUUGCGACUUGUGGAUGAAGCCUAUUACUCGGGUGAUUCCUCCGAGGACAUUGAUACAGACGAGCAAGGCGAGGACGUGCCGAUGACGAACGGUAUUAGCUGUCUGAACGGGCACGAGAAGACCAAACACACAAUCAUCAACGGAAUCGACACUACCGAGGUCUACGACUUCCUUUAUCAGUGGUCUCGGCUUGUGAACGUGCCGGUCUCUAAGCUAGCAUAUACGACAUUCCGGCAAGUCGAGAGCGAUGUUGGCAAGAACAAACCCGCCAGCAAGAUGAGCGACACGGAGCGCAUUGCGAGCAUUGCCGGACUGAGUGGCGGUGGAUGGUAA
Molecule: messenger RNA, 1818 nt
Organism: Fonsecaea nubica
Lineage: Eukaryota; Fungi; Ascomycota; Eurotiomycetes; Chaetothyriales; Herpotrichiellaceae
Exons: 1
Coding region: 1-1818 (605 amino acids)
Biological process (GO): iron-sulfur cluster assembly
Cellular component (GO): cytosolic [4Fe-4S] assembly targeting complex
Molecular function (GO): 4 iron, 4 sulfur cluster binding
Source: RefSeq, a predicted model, not a curated record